AUGCAAGCAACUACGAACGGUGAGGUUGCGAGCAGCACACACCGAAACAGCGCCUCGACCGCGCCACAAGUAGACAUCGCCAAACAUCGGGUCUCGCCAGCUAGCCUACUCACCGACAAGGAUCAAGCUCUGCUCGGUAUAUGGCUAGCCAACCAUGCGCUCGUCAGAUGCCGUGCUGUCGACAUACUCAAACGGAUGCGACACGAGACCGUUCAAGAACAAGACUGCUGGUUCCUCGGUCGCUAUCCCACCAAGCGAGUCGAGAUUGUCGGCCUCCUCGUCAGCGCAAUCGUCGACACGACACCGCGCAAGGACAACCCAAGCGUCGAUCGACUGAGCAUGGUCAGAUACGCUGUCGACGACGGUACUGCUGUGCUAGAGUGCGUCUGCUGGUGCAGCGAGCUCGCACUCUCGCUGGCCCGAAAGGGCUUGCGAGGCAAGAUGCGAAUAUCACGUGAUCUAGACGAGCAGCUCUGCCAAGAGGCCAGAGAAGGCGAGAUGCAGCCCAGCGAAGCAUUCAAGGUCGGCACUCUGGUGCGUAUACAAGGGAUGCUAGAGCUCUUCCGUCAGAGGCGACAGAUCAAUGUCAGACUCAUUGAGGCGCUCGUCAGCCCAUCAGCCGAGCCACGACACAUCAUCGAAUGCGCACGACUCAAAAUCGAAGUAUAUGCGAAGCCGGUCGAUAUAGGUAACACCGUCUGGGAAUCCCGACGGCGGCAAGGUAUAGAGCGAACGGCAAGAGAGCUCCAAGAACGACAAACAAGAUCUCAAUCGGCGCUUGACAUCAGCAUAUCGCAAUCGCAAGUGUCCGAGACCAGCUCAGCCAGUGAGGGCGAUAGCCCGUCUGGCCUUAAGGAUCCUGCGCGGCUCACUCGUAGGCAGAUCGAGCCCAACAGAUUCAGAGGCUACAUCGAAGAAUUCAUCGCGACGCGUCUUGAAGAGCCUGCCUUCUCGAUUGCUCGCUUGCGGGACGAUGACAAGAUUAGAGCUUUCGCAGCCCGUCUUGCCCGUGCCAAUCAUCGCGCCAACACGCUCACGCCGCUUUCCGUACUCAAAUCACGCAAUGAUUACGUACCGAUUCCCAAAACGACCAGUGUCACCAAACUCAAAUCAACAGAUCCGACCCGUCUGAUCACCGAAGCCGUGCUGGCGCUCUUCAAGGAAGGGUCCGUUGUCCUCGCAGAUCGCUCGAGCGACGCAGCUACAAAUCGGGCUGUGCUGGCCAUGCAGAAGGCAAACCCUAAGCUCACGGUCGACGAAAUCUACGAGCCUGUCAAUGUCGAUACACUCGGUCAAGCGAUAGGCCUCGUCUUACGCAGAUCAGGCUUGCAAGCAUUGUCAUGCGACGAAAUCAGUCAGCAAGUCCGUGCCUGGAAUCCAAAAUGGCAACGUGUCUCGACGGGCAGCAUCGACUCGGUACUCAACGAGCUGUGUGAUCUGCGUCGCGUCUCGGUCGCUAGCAACGAUGGCGCAAGACUUUACCUGCACGCGGGAUCAGAUCUCUCUGCAAUAGCCUAA
Messenger RNA from Mixia osmundae IAM 14324, 1518 nucleotides. RefSeq lists its product as uncharacterized. Gene Ontology annotation, biological process: double-strand break repair via homologous recombination; DNA replication; nucleotide-excision repair. Bases 1 to 1518 code for a protein of 505 amino acids. NCBI's taxonomy places the organism in Eukaryota, Fungi, Basidiomycota, Mixiomycetes, Mixiales, Mixiaceae. Gene Ontology annotation, cellular component: DNA replication factor A complex; site of double-strand break; chromosome, telomeric region. The record is from RefSeq and is a predicted model, not a curated record. The transcript is spliced from 5 exons.